Prorocentrum cordatum is the source of this 1804-nucleotide messenger RNA. The record is from the annotation of a GenBank genome assembly. NCBI's taxonomy places the organism in Eukaryota, Dinophyceae, Prorocentrales, Prorocentraceae.
GUUUGGCUCAAGUGCUAGAUCAGGUAUUCGAGCGGUACUUGUUCAAAGGGGUAGAUCGUUCCACCCAUCCAUGCGCCGCCUUAGACGCGCUUUGUUUGCUCAUCGCUAGCGUCAUCAUCGGGCUGACCUUCGGGUGGUCCCGCAUCUGCAUCACAAAGCGAAGCGCGCGAGCGUCUGCCAGCCCGGUGAAGUGGACGCCUGCGCGCGCCGACAGUAUCCGCAGGUUCGGAAUAGAGAUCGUCUAGCGCCACCCAGACACGAGCGAUCACGUGUGCAUCGCCGGUGCUUAUGCCGCACAUAACCUUGUGAAGGUUUGCGUCGGCGGCCCGUGCUGGGAUCUGACCAUGGAUGGAGGCCAAGCUCCCGUGACCGAGGAUGUCAGGCGAAGCGAGAUGGUGGCGGUGCAUUUCGAACUCGCAGACGGCGACAACAUUGCAAACGUGAUGAACAUUGAAGGCAGCGGCGCUGUCGUUGCCAACGAGGAAAGCUCCCAUGCCGAGGUAGCGACGGGCCUCUCCCAAGUCAUGGGACAUGUUGAAAUUGAUCACGCAGCGGUGGACGCGUCCACCACGCGCUACUUGGCCAAGGACACCUGCGAAUGCAACACGGUCGAGUUUGCCAUCGGUGAGGACGAAAGGCUUCAGCAGUGCGCCGCUCCAUGUUGCGCGGACCCAGGAAACGACGGGUGCCAGUGCGCCACUGGCUGCCCCGACCAGAUUCUUGAGGCAUCCGUCGGCGUGGUCAAAUGCACCAUCACGGUUGUUUCCUAAAGCACGGACGGAUCGGCUCGGAUGCCACCAUAAUAUUUCGGGACCAUCUACCAGAUGCCCGCUUUCAGUAAUACGCAGGCCGACGCGCUGAUUUCAAUCAUAUGCAGGCCGACGCGCUGACCAUCACAUCGCGUUGCGGUUCCGUCGAGCGUUCCGACAUGGGACGUCUGAAUUUGGCAAUGGUACUAGCGGUGAAGGGCGCAAAGAAAUUGCGGUCGAAAUGGAGAGCAUGACGGUAGCAAGCGGUGGUUUGACGGGCAAUUCGGUUUUCUCCAUUGUCGAUUUGGGCUCGCGGCCGUUCACGCCGACGGAAACGACGACAAUGGGUGGCGCAGAACAGACAGCGACGGGCGACGGUGGAGCCGACGACGGUCAGACACUUUUCGCGCCGACGGUGGAGAUGACGAAGAAUAUGUCAGCAGUUGCGUCAAGCCCACCGUCACAUCUUUCGUAGUUCAAGACAUAGCUGUCGACGCAAAGGUCGUGCUCCUGAGGUACAGGAUCGACAUAUCUGGGAUCACCGCCAUCGAACCUAGCGGCAAGUCUGUGAACAAUUACGACCCGACCCAGAUUCUACCCGCUUCGCGGGUGCGCGCCUGGCAUCGACGAGGAUGCGUCGAGGUGGUCUCGAUCAUUCUUCACCACGCAAUCUGCAUCCGCAGUCCCAAAUUUUGGCGCUGACAGCAUUGGCCUGGCAGGCAGCUGCAGCUGCGCCAGACAUGGAUCCUUUGCGGCGGCUUGUCUACAAUGCCUCCGUGAACACACAUGAAGUGCGCUCGCCUUUCAUGGGGCAAAUUUGAGUGUUGACCAAGAAGGGUCAGCAUCGAGCGCCGCGCAGCGUUCCGUGCUUCUGCGGCAUCCUCCCUCUGUGACGCUUGCGUCCCCCACUCGCCGCCCGUCGCGGGCUGCUGUUCCGGCGCCUUUUAGGGGGCCAGCCGCGCAUCCCUCUGAGAUAUUUGCUCGGGCAUCGGAGGUGGCACCGCGCGGGCGCGGCCGCAAGUCACCUCCCUUUCGUCAGGGAAAUAGGAUCGCGC